This is a messenger RNA of Myripristis murdjan (pinecone soldierfish), 3210 nucleotides long. RefSeq names its product tetraspanin-5. The transcript has 10 exons. Gene Ontology annotation, cellular component: plasma membrane. The record is from RefSeq and is a predicted model, not a curated record. Lineage: Eukaryota; Metazoa; Chordata; Actinopteri; Holocentriformes; Holocentridae. Bases 325 to 1143 code for a protein of 272 amino acids.
AUUAUGGAUCAGAUAGAGGACUAGCGGCUUUAAUCUGGUUGCCUUCAAUGGAUUUAUUUCAUGGUUAUUCUCGGAGAUCUUCAUCGGGAACAGACCCCCAUCCCUGAGGGACUCCGCCGCAGCCCUGCGCUCCUCUCCGGCCUCCUCUCCACCUUCGUCAGCGGACGCACCAAGAUGCUGUUUACAAUUAAGCGCUAAAACAAUUGACGCCGCAUUUGUCGAACCACAAAAAUAAAAGGGUGUUUCCUGAACCAGCCUGUCAACCAGAGGAGCGUAGAUGUGAUUCCUUACCACUACGGGCGACAUUAGAGAAAAUACAGCCAAAUGAUGUCAGGAAAGCAUUUCAAGGCUCACGAAGUCAGCUGCUGCAUCAAGUAUUUCAUAUUUGGAUUCAAUAUCAUUUUCUGGUUGCUUGGAGUGGCAUUCCUUGGCAUUGGGUUGUGGGCAUGGAGCGAGAAGGGCGUUCUGUCCAACAUCUCAUCCAUCACCGACCUGGGCGGCUUCGACCCCGUGUGGCUCUUCUUGGUGGUGGGCGGCGUGAUGUUCAUACUGGGUUUCGCCGGUUGCAUCGGAGCACUGCGAGAAAACUCCUUCUUGCUUAAGUUUUUCUCUGUAUUCCUGGGCAUCAUCUUCUUCCUGGAGCUGACUGCAGGAGUCCUGGCCUUCGUCUUCAAGGACUGGAUCAAGGACCAGCUCAACUUCUUCAUUAACAACAACAUUCGGGCUUACCGAGACGACAUUGAUCUGCAGAACCUCAUAGACUUCACACAGGAAUAUUGGGAGUGUUGUGGAGCCUUCGGCGCUGACGACUGGAACUUGAACAUCUACUUCAACUGCACAGACUCCAAUCCAAGCCGAGAGAAAUGCGGUGUGCCUUUUUCCUGCUGCACCAAAGAUCCAGCAGAGGAUGUCAUUAACACUCAGUGUGGAUACGACAUUCGAGCGAAAACGGACUCUGAGCAGAGGACUUUCAUCUAUAUCAAAGGCUGUGUCCCUCAGUUUGAGAAGUGGCUCCAGGACAACCUGACUGUGGUGGCAGGCAUCUUUAUUGGGAUUGCUUUACUACAGAUUUUUGGGAUCUGUUUAGCACAGAAUCUCGUGAGUGACAUUGAAGCAGUGAGAGAGAGUUGUUUGUUUACCUAAGACCUCCUACGGCAUCUCAGAAAGCAAGAAGGAUGUACCAGGUCUCUCCAGUUUGGACGCCAAAAUUGAAGGAGGAUAAAUUCAUCAUCUGAUGUGUCCAGAAUGAAGAGGCUCACUCCUGUGUACAUAGUAAUUUUGUAAUAGUUAUUUGUGGUUCCUUUUUUGAACGAGGUACAACCUCAGAGACGUCUCUUAGCUUGUCAGUGUUGGGCAACUCCUUUGCAGUCUGAUCAGCGAUGAUAGUAGAGCUACAGUAUCUCUACAGCUACAGUGACUUCUGCAGACGAGCCUGUAAAGGAUGAUUAGCAAGCUGAGCAGGAAGUUUUAACUUGCAGACAGGAACUGCGUGAGCAGGCUUCAUGUCGUCUCUGAGGCGGUGCUUUGUUCAGAAUAGGCCCCCGGGUUUUCUAUGUCUCACAUGCAGUUUUUAAUACCGCAUGUAAGGAUUGUGUACAAAGGUUAAGUGAUUCUGAAAAUGCACUGCAUGCCUAUUGUCUGUUGGUAGGACAUUGGCUCUCUAACUGUAUUUCAUUAAUGUUAAGUAUUUUAAAGUAUUUGUAAGAUAGACACUAGUAUAGAGUGAGGUGGCUGGGUAGCACUUUGUGGAAUGUUUAAUGGAAACUACUUACAAGUUACAGAGAAUUGGGAUUGGACUUCUUUUUAUUUCUGGGCUCUCGCUCAUGUCAUAUAAGUGGCAGUCUCAGAGAGAGGUUCCCAUCCUGUAUUCGUAACAUGUAAGCACUGUUUUGUGUGGCUGAGGCCAGCACACUAAGAUCAAGUAUUAUAAAGGGAUAUAAUAGACAUGGUAGGAAAUGCUUUGUAAACAUGCAGUUUGUAAGAGUUUAUUUCAAAAUGUCAUAAAUUGACAUGGAACAAUAGCGGGACCUCAUCCUACAGCACUGAUUUGUGUGCCACUACAGCUCUCCAAGUCAGACACCAACAGUAUGCAGCCAUAAGCACCUUAGUCUCUGUACCUGAGGGAUGUAGCUAACUACAGUCACGCAAAUUUUGUAGCGGGGGUUUUUAGCUGGAAGAUAUUUAGGAGAUUUCUGGCAUCGAUGCCCAUCAUAACACAGUCGAGCAAAUGUCCGGUGAAGCGGGCACUUUCCUGAAAACUUACAAACUGCAUCUGUAACCUGUCGACAUAGGCUUAAAAAAAUUUUUCUGUUCGAUUUUGAGCUUGUCCGAAAGCACUUAGGCGAGCAAUGUGUGUUUUUGCACAUUCUAAGUGGUGUGCCGCUCCUUGCACAUUAUUUCAUUUCAUCUUACUGUCAUUGUGUUGAUUCAUUUUCCUUUGAUGUCCUAUCAAUACCAGUGUGUGUUUCUUUGAUGGAAUUUGCUUUCAUGAUGGUAUAACUUUGUUGUUUGUGUUUGCUGUUUCCAUUUUGAUCUGCAUGAUUUUGCAGGAGAAUGAUCAUACAAGCUAUUUUUUUUCUCUUACGCCCAUUAUGACAUGCUGUUAAUUGGUGGCGCUUGCCUGGACAUACCUUUCAGUUUAUACUUGAAAGUAGAGCAGAAAUGCUCUCUCACCAGCGUUACUUUAAUGCAAACUGAUUUCUCAUAUAGUCACAGACAUCAGAUCACCGAAAACAUUGCCUGGAACGUGCUAAAUUUCCACAGAACACAAUCAGGGCACUUUUGCAUUGGGAAAGAGUUGCUCGCAGUGUGAACUCAUAGCAGGGCACCCAGGCCUUUUCCUUUGCAGUGUAAUGUUCUGCAGCCUUGAAAACCUGAACACCCUCACACAAACAAUACUCAACAGUGCUUUUGUACAAGGUGGACUCCCACAACCUAAGAAAUCUUUUCACCACAAAACUUACCACUAGAGCAGCAAUGUCCCAUCUGUUGUCAAAUGUUCCUUUUCCAUUGAAAGCUUCAUAUGACUUUGGUAUUUACAGAUCAUAUUUUUCCUUACCACACAGUGCCAUACUUGUGAUAGUCCCAUAAUCCUGAUUAUAACUUUACUUUUGUUCAAUGUGUAUUCCUAAUUUGUGUAAAUAACUGGAUAGUGAAAAUUUGUAAAUAUAUAUCUUAAUAAAUGUGGUUCUUUCUUAUACAACUGAGGAA